AGCUUUCCAGAGGGUCAGGAUAUUUCAGGGUGAUUGUGACAUGAGCCUGAACAAGUGAAAUGACAAAUUCUGUAGCACUGAGAGAUGUCCCAAGCUCCAGGGAGGCAGAGCUGACCUAUGGCUACCUCUAGUUAUAGAAACUCAGAUACUUACGUGGUGGCACGCCAUUGGUUGAUGGGUCUGUAGUUUCUCUUUCGCAGUUCCAGUCCUCAACACCUUAACUUUCCUUUCUCUGCUGGCUCACCAGAGAUCAGACAUAGUGCCGGAACCCUCAGGGCAUUUACUCUGGCCUCCAUUGGCUCCUCUCCACAGAUUCAGGAACUCAUGAUCGGUGUCUGAAGGUGUGAGACCAAAUCUAGAGGGAAGAAUUUGGAGGAACUUUAAAGAAAACACUCUUUGUUCUGUUACACAGGUACCUGAGCAGAAGUGUCAGGAGUACGAACAGACAGACUCAGCAUCACAGCAACAAUGACCUCAUCAGUCCUGGGGAUGAUCAAGGAGGAGGUGACCUGUCCUAUCUGUCUGGACCUCAUGGUGGAGCCUGUGAGUGCAGACUGUGGUCACAGCUUCUGCAGAGCCUGCAUCACACUGAACUAUGAGUCCAGCAAAAUCAAAAAAGGGGAGGGCAUCUGCCCUGUGUGCCAAGUUACUUACCUGUUUGGGAAUCUGAGGCCUAAUUGGCAUGUGGCCAACAUAGUGGAGAGGCUAACAGGGCUCAAGACAAGCUCAGGGGAGGAGCAAAAGGUGAACGUCUGUGAACAACAUGGAGAGAAGCUCCAGCUCUUCUGUGAGAAGGACAUGGUGGCCAUCUGCUGGCUUUGUGAGAGAUCUCAGGAGCACCGUGGUCACCAAACAGCUCUCAUUGAAGAGGUGGCCAGUAAGUACAAGGUGAUGCUCCAGUCUGCCCUGGAGAUGCAGAUGGCUAAUGAGGAAAGAUGUGACCACUGGGAAGAUGACCUUCAAAAGGAGAGAACUUUCUGGGAGAACCAAAUACAGAGUGAGGUAGGAAACGUUCAGAAAGAGUUUAAAGGACUGAGGGAAUUCCUGGACUCCAAGGAGACGUAUGAGGUGGAGAAGCUGGUGCAAGAGAAGGAAGACACUAUGAACAGCCUGGCAGUGUCUCAAAAUGAGCUGGUGAAGCAGAGGGAGUCAGUGAGAGAUCUCAUCUCAGAUCUGGAGCAGCGGUUGCAGUGUUCAACCAUAGAGAUGCUACAGGGUGUGAAUCAUGUCCUAACAAGGAGUCAGAACUUAAGACUGAAACAGCCCAAAAUGGUCCCGAGUAAACAGAGAAAGAUCUUCCGAGCUCCGGAUCUGAAGGGCAUGCUGCAAGUGUUUCAAGGGCUCCUGGAUGCCCAGCGCCACUGGGUUCACGUGACCCUGCGUCAACCCAACAAUAAAAACAUUGUCAUUAACAUGGACAAGAGACAAAUACAACAUAGAAGUGAUUAUAGAAGAACUUGGCAAGUUUUUGAGUCCUAUGAUUUAGGUGUCCUGGGGUUUCCAGCUCUGCGCUCAGGGAAACAUUACUGGGAAGUAGAUGUGUCUAGAUGUGAUGCCUGGCUCCUGGGAAUAAAUGACGGAAGAUGUGCUCAACCCCAGCUUAGUACAGUGAAUGAAAAGGGCUUCAGAGUCAAAUAUAAUUCUGAUGUUAACCAAGAUGUAAAUUGUCAGCCUGAAUAUACCUUUGGUUAUGAAUACAAAUAUGACUUAGGUUAUACACCAUAUCCAUUUCUUUCUGUAUUGAACUAUGAACAUAAUUCUGGUGUUACACAAGUAAAUUAUCCGCAGGAAGAUGUGACUGACCUUACAUACACACAUGAUUUUGGGGCCAGACAAUGUGUGAAUUAUCAACCUAGACAUGAAGUUAAAGAUGAUUCUGAUGUUAACCAACAUGUAAAUUAUCAGCCCAAAUGUGGCUACUGGGUUAUAGGGAUGACAGACAGGUCUGUAUAUAAUGCCUUUGAAGAGUGUUCUGUCACCCACAAUGCCAGUGUCUUGCUCCUCUCUCUGACUCAUCCUCCCACUCGUGUUGGAGUUUUCCUGGACCGAGAAGCUUGCACUCUCUCAUUUUAUGAUGCUUCCAACCAUGGAGCUCUCAUCUAUAGAUUCUAUGAACCGAACUUCCCUAAUGCAGUUUAUCCAUAUUUUAAUCCUAUGAUGUGUUCAAAGCCAUUGACAGUCUGUGGGCCACCUUCCUAAGCCCUCACCCAUGUCUGCACAGCGCCCCUGUGUCUGAUGUAUCCCAUAUGUCUAAAUACUGUGGGAUCAUCUUAACUUUUUCUACUUUUGUCUUCCCAUGUCAGUGACUUUCACUUCUAAAUACAAACCAGUAUUGGAUCUUUUCUUUGAUCCAGCUGCUUGUCUGUUUACGAGGUUAUAGUAAUUUAUCUCUUCCCAGAUUCCCACACACAAUGUCUCUUACUCACAAGGUAAGGUAAGACCUCUGCUAACCCUCACUUACUGUUUUGUGGUGCCACAGAUGGCAGCCAGGGCCUUGUGCAUGCUGAGGAGGUGCUCUGCCCCUGAGCCACUUGUCUCAGCUCUGCCAAGUCUCCACAACCCCAUUCCUCUGUCGCUGACAGAAGAUGACAGAAAGUUCUUCUCCAGCUUGUCUAUUACUUUUGAAAAUAUAUGUCGGAGUGUCUAGCCUAGGAAUGAGCCCUUAGUGGUACAUCAGUUUAACCUCAAUGCUGUGCUUCACCAAAACCUAAGAAGGAAAUAUCUCCAACAGCGCCCACUAAGACUUUGUGUGUUCUGAGUACCUUCCUCUGCUCCAUUUCUGCCACUCCCCAUAGCAGUGUAGCCCUGAAUGACAUCCUCAAAGGCCUAUACCUAUGUCAUUUUAUUUUUGCAUUUUUUAUAUGAAUCGUGUUCCUAUACUCUAGGUUGGUGUAAAAAAAUAAAUGUGGGGUCUGUUCUAAGUCCCCGGGGAUAAAAGCAAGCCUGCAGACAGGGCUUAGUCACUCAAACCCACCUGUAAAGGGGCAGCCAACUCCUACAGAUUAACCCCUGCCUCCCACACAUGUGGUAGUAUACACAAAUGCAAAAUGUAUUAUGUAAGUAUUAAAAUGGAAAUAAAUUCACUGAGAACAAAAUAUCUACUUUGCAGUCACUAAAUGGUUGUAGGUUAGUUUGGGGGCAAAGAUGCUGUACUGGGUUUAGAUGCUGCAAUGGGCAACUGGAUAGGGCUGAGGGGGGCUAAUAUUUGACUUUCCUAAUAUUUGACUUUGCUAAUUAGGUCCUGGAAAGUGUCAUCAAGUCUACUCCAGUAUGUUGUAGGUAUAUAUUAGUAUUUGGCUUUUGAGAAACUUCAGAAGCAAACAUGUGAGUUCAGUGUGACUGUAGCUCAAAAUCUCUGAGAGAUUUAUCAUAUGAAUAGGACCUUCAACCUGACUUGGGCUGGAAAACCUGGAUCCACUUCAUAGGGACAAAAGGUCACAUCAUUUUAAAAAGCCAGCAAUUCUUUUUUUUCCCUGCCCGAAAGCUAGCAACAACACGUGUUAUUUUGCUAGCAGUCUGUCAACUGAUAAACUAAAGGACCUGCCACCUCUGCUACUGCAACAUUCCUGUUCCCUCCCUGCACUUCCCCCUAGGCAGGCACUCUUUGGUAUUUGAACUGAUAAGCCCUUCUUGCCCUCAUUCCAACCUGUGUAUGCAAAGUAAUGCUUUUUGCGUAGCCCGUUGUCUUCAUGCUAUAUACAAACCAGCCUGCUGCCCCAACAAACAACUGCCCCAAUGCAGACUUCCUAGGCUUCUAAUACCCUUGUCUCUGUUCUUCCCUGGAUCCUAGACCACCGGUGCUCCCUGAAGUCUUGGGCCUGGGGGAGAAGAUACCAACACUUUUUCAGAUCCUUAGUGUUAUUGUACUAUUUAGAUCCUAUCAAGUUUGUAAAUCCUAUGGUUUCCAGUUUACAGUGAAGGUGGUAACAGUGAUGCCAAUGAACUUUACCUUGUGCUGUGUUGUGAAACAUAGACAAUAGAAUGUUUCUAGGAACUUACCUCAUGUAAAUUGUAUCCAAUAUGAUGUCUGUCUCUUUGCUGUGACUGUAAUAAAGAAUU
Messenger RNA from Microtus oregoni (creeping vole), 4059 nucleotides. RefSeq names its product tripartite motif-containing protein 30A-like. NCBI's taxonomy places the organism in Eukaryota, Metazoa, Chordata, Mammalia, Rodentia, Cricetidae. Bases 469 to 2199 code for a protein of 576 amino acids. The transcript is spliced from 8 exons. The record is from RefSeq and is a predicted model, not a curated record. Gene Ontology annotation, molecular function: zinc ion binding; protein binding.